GUUAAAUACCUAAGAUCAGAGCAUUUUCGAACACCAACAUUCAGUAGGGCAUCGAGAGGUAUGUCGAUCACAGAUAAUUUAAAAUGCUAACGAUAUUUUGGAUGGCAUUUUUAUUGCCUUUGGGGAAACAAGCAAAGUUACAGAAGUAGAUAUUCUUAUACUCGGAGCUGGAAUAACAGGAAUAACAGCCGGAAACACUUCCAAAGUAAUAAUCUUACAAACUUUCUCAUUCUCGAAGCACAAGAUUACAUUGGAGGCAGAAUAAAGCAAGCAUCAAUAUCUAAUAUUACUGUGGGUAUUGGUGCAAACUGGAUACACUUAGUUGAAGAAGGAAAGAAUAAUCCAAUCCUGCAAUUGGCAAAAAAAUAAAUUUACAGACAUAUUUAAACAAUGAAAGCGAUUAUUUCGUAAGGAGUACAACGUACAACAGACACGAUUAUGAAGAAACUGAUAGACGCUUCAAAGAAAUCCAAUUGAAGGUAACGAAGAAAAAUAAGGAUAAAGUAAGAAAUCAAGAUGAACCCUUGAUGUCGGCUUUAUCAGCCAACGGAUGGAUUGCCGAUACUCCUUUAAAACGAACAGUGGAAUGGAUGUUUUAUGACUUCGAGUAUGCAGUUAAAAGUUCACUUAUAUCAACACGACAUUUCAGUGGUGAACCUGGAACAAAUGCAAUAAUAACUGAUUCACAAGGUUUUAGAGGCAUUAUUGAUCAUUUGGCUCAAAAUUUUACAGAAAAAAUCAAAACUAACACUGUUGUGGUUCAAAUAAAUUAUACUUCAAACGGUGUAGAGAUACUCACACGAACGAAUCAUAAAUACCGCGCAAAAUACGCUUUAUGCACAUUUAGUACUGGAGUUUUGGCGUCAGAUUUGGUAAAAUUUACGCCGAUGUUACCUCAAUGGAAAAAAGAAGCAAUAAGUAGAUUACCACUGGCAUUUUAUUGUAAUAUUGUCAAAUUUCCUUAUUCCUUUUGGGAAAAUCAAGAGUUCAUCAUCAAUCCUGCAUCGAUUACCGAAACUUUUCCUCUCUUGUAUAACUUAAACAAAAUUCAUAAUGGUUCAAAUAUUUUGUUAUUCACUGCUGUUGAAGACAAUGCUCUGCGCAUCGAGACUCAGAGUAAGGAGGAAACAAUUGCUGAAAUCAUGAAAACAUUGGCGAAAAUGUAUCCUAACGUCAGUUUACCCCAACCUCAAGAAAUUUCUAUUGGACGGUUAAGUCAAAAUCCUUACAUUCGUGGUUCGUUUAGCAACAGCGUAGUAGGCUCUACAACUGCUGACAAUCGUAAUCUACAAGGUCGUUUGGAUAACCUGUUUUUUGCAGGUGAAGCAACAGAUGAAGUUUAUUGGGGUUAUACACAAGGUGGAUGUCUCAGUGGACUAAAACAAGCAAAAGCUAUUUACAAUUGCAUGACUUCUAAGAAUUGUCCAAAAUAUACACCUGAAUAUAGGAAUAAUUAUGGUUAACGAUUACAAUGUAAACGAGAAUUUAUCAUUAGUCUUUUUGUCUCGAUUGUUUUCUGUUUUUUCCAUGCAUAAAACUUUGACUGUAUUAUCUAUAUGUAGUAUAGGAUUUUGUGUGUACUUUUAAGCAUUAUAUGUUUGAAGUAAUUUAUGAAGGGCAACAUAUUCUCAAUGUGUGAAUAAAUAAAUACAUCAUCAACAAA
Molecule: messenger RNA, 1663 nt
Organism: Xenia sp. Carnegie-2017
Lineage: Eukaryota; Metazoa; Cnidaria; Anthozoa; Malacalcyonacea; Xeniidae
Product: polyamine oxidase 6-like
Molecular function (GO): oxidoreductase activity
Source: RefSeq, a predicted model, not a curated record